Nerophis lumbriciformis (worm pipefish) is the source of this 10566-nucleotide messenger RNA. NCBI's taxonomy places the organism in Eukaryota, Metazoa, Chordata, Actinopteri, Syngnathiformes, Syngnathidae. The record is from RefSeq and is a predicted model, not a curated record.
AUGGCUGUUGAUCAAAUACAAGAGAGCACUGGUGCAAAAAUUGUUGGCAAGCGCCAGGUUUUCCCUCAUAACGAUGGGGGUGUGGCAACACCGGCUCCCGAAAAGAAGCCGGUGGAACAACCGGAGACGGGGUGGAGUGAUCGGGCGCCGCGGCAGCGUUACCUACACCACCGGUCCGUGCAGGUCGAUGCAGAGAUGUCCUCCACCAUAAGGAUUGAAGAGAUGGAGUCUGACCAGGAGAAGACUUGUGAAUCACCUGGAAAGGCUUCAUACAAACAUAGCUUUACCAUGCAGGAUCUUUUCUCUGAGGUCCAGGAAAUAGUAGAAAGGAAUGACAUCAUAAAUGAUUAUAAGAAUUGUGUCCUGGAACAAGUUGCCUUGAUGAAAAGUACCAGUUUGUCUCAACUUUGUGGUCCAAACGUCUUGAAAAGACUAGAAGCCCAGUGGAGUAAAGCAGUGUUGGAUGCCUCAGCCACAGUGCAAGUCAAAACAGCCCAGCUGGGUGAAGUCAUUCAGUAUCAUAAACUGUUGGGAAAAAUCAAAGCGCUCCUGGAGGAAGUGGAUGGUCAGAAGAAAACAAUUAACUUACAUCCCUUGGAAAGCAGUGCACAGCAAGCUGAACAGCUCCAAGCCCUGCUGCAAAGGUUAAAUCGAAGCGAAGAAAUGUGGGAAGAGCUCCUUGCCUUGAGUAGCCAAUUGGCUGUCCACUUGAGUGAUGCGGAAAGCUCAGGUGUUCUACUCGCUCAGCUUGGAGAUGUCCAAGAUGCAUGGAGACUUUUGAGUGGUCAUAUUAAGAGAGCCCUGUGGCAGGCAGCUAACUCUACCUGUCAGUCAUCUGUCCUUAUGAAAGAGGUUCGACGUCUUAAAGACAAGAUUGCAGGUGUCCAGGAAUCUAUUAAUUCCUACGGGGAAUGUCAUGACACCAAAAGCAUUUUAGAACUUUUUUGUUUGAGCGAAGACCUAAAAAUGUGUUACCAAAUAUAUGGGCAUCUGCAGUCUUUCUCAGAUGCUCUUUUCCAGUGUUCUAUUGGCCAGAAAGAGAAGAAAAGCAUUGAACUUCACCUUGAAGAAUUGAGGACUUUACUGCAAACUGCCCAGAUCAGACCCUCCGUAUGUGGUGAUAAUCCUCAUAAGCAGUUCAAAGAAUGGAUCACAUGGGCAAAACAGAUGGAAUACCGCAUUACCAUGGGCCAAAAAUUGUCGCUUUUCCCAGAAGAAGCUCGUAUUCAGAUUGUUGAGAUGAAGAAGUACCAGACAGAUAGCUUGAGCAGAAGGUCAAAGAUGAAACUAGAGGAAAUGAGAGAGGACAUGUCAGACAUGAACAAUGAGGACUAUCGCCAAGGGUUGAAAGUUGUAGAAGACCUGUAUCAAACUAUGACUGAAAACUUGGAUAAUGUUAUAGACAGAAUGAAAAAGAAUCUUCAGGAGAGGGAGACACUAUUAGACCACAUUGAUAGUAUUGAUGUAUGGCUUGUAGAAACUAAAGCGAACAAGGACCCCAGUGCUUAUGUUGAGAAUGUUUCAAGAGUUGACAUCAGCUCACUUGAGAACAAGCUAAAACGUCAUCAAGAAGUCGCUGAUGAAAUUGAAAGACAUCUAGCUCUGGUAGAGUCUUUGGAGACAAAGUUCAAGGAAGUCUCAGAAAGCCUGAGCCCUGUAGAGAGCUGUUACAUUGUCAACAGACUCUCAGGCAUCUGGACAGAAUUCGAUGGGUUGCUGGCGCAAGAGAGUGCAACAAGCUGGCAUUUGGCGGAGAUGAUUCACGAGCGUACCUCGUCUGGUGAGGAGCUUGCUACCAUCAAGGAUAGUCUAAAGAACAUAUACAUUUCUUUGGACCAGCUUCAUUUUCCGAUGACACAGGAAGCAAUUUUGACAAUUGCGCAUCUGGAGCAGAUGCUAAUGGAACAUCAGUGUCAAGUACAAGAGAUUCAACACAGUGAUGAGGUAGAGCGGAGCUCUUUACUCUGCACCAUUGGGGAACUGCAAGAGAGGUGCAAAGUUCUUAGUUUUUUUGCUUUUGAGCAAGACAAAUAUCUGCAACUGAAAAAGCAGAUGGAGUAUUCAAUGGACACGUCUGAAGAGCAAAUCCAGCAUGCUAGAGAUAGAACAUUGAGUCUGGGUGAAAGGUUCAAACUUUUCCAGGCCCUCUUAGUGGACCUCCCACUGAUGAAGACACAGUGUCAAGAAGCGGCGGACCAACUGGAGGUGAUUGCUCAGGAGCUGAACCCAACAGAGCUGGAUUUAGAAAGGCAGAACAUUCGCUAUACUGUGGACAAAUUUGUUACUUGGGAGCACACGGCCUCAGAUGAGAUCAAACAUUUGGAGGGCAAGCUUCUUCUGGGACUGCGCUUUUCCUCUGAGCUUCCUACAUUGAUGGCAUUUUUCCAAACAACUACCCAAGAAUUGCAGAGCACGGAACCAGUCAGUCCAGAUGAAAGAGCCAUAGAUGUUGCACUGCAAAGGCGUUGGGUGAUAUGGAAAAACAUGGAGUCUGGCAUGCGAAUGUUGCGAGCUCUAGCUUCGAAAGGGAAAAUUAACUUACAGAGCCACAGUGAUUUGCAUUCAUUUAGAGAGGCUGCCAUGCACGAAUGCCAUAUACAGAUGGAAUGUUUAUCCAAGACUCGAGAAUCCUUGAAAGAUUAUCAGUGGGCUGCCCAGGGGGCUAUUCACUUCCUUCACAAUGCUGAAAUGACAUUUUUGUCAGCUCCUGGUGGGUUUCUUGACUGUACGGAGGAACAAACUCAGACCCAACAGGCCAUUGAAGCUCUAGAAGAAGGAUUUGUUGCCCAUAUCCAGCAUCUUGUACAACUGGUGCCGCAACAAGCUUGUGUUUCCUGCUCAAAGACUCAAGAUCUUCACAUUGGCAUCCUCAGCCAGUUGCUAGUGGGACGAGCCAUAUUGGAGGCUCAGGCACAACUCAGACUUGAGUCCUUACAGAGAUGUGCACUUCGACAACAGAGUCACAGGGUUUGUCACAGUGACGUACAACUGCGUCUGACUGAGUUUGAAGCAAAACUUUCAGCAUGCGCAGCAGAAGAAGUGACAUCAUACAAUAAAUGUACUGCGCAACACAAACAAUCUAAGGACUUGAUGGAGGGUGUCUAUGAUCUUGCAAGGAAGACUGAAGAACUACGAGCAAGAUGCCCCAUGCAGGGAUGUGGUGUUGGAAAGGAUGGGGAACUUGGUGCCCUCUGGAGGCGAUGGGUAUCACUGCGUCGUGGUGUUGGUCUGUUGAUGGCACAAACAGAUCAGAGAGUAGAGGAAUGGAAGGACAUCACAACCAGUGUGGAGCAGUGCCGCAACUCCUUGGCCAUACUUCAGACUAAAGUUCCUGACUCCUUGACUGUAAUUUUGACACAAGACGAGCUCCAGAGGCUUGUUUCCCAGGCAGAGAUGCAGCAGGUCGGUCUGGAACAAGAACAGCAGACUUUAGCAUCCCUGGAACACUGUUUAGAGCAUGCGUUGGGUUGGACUACAUCCAAAGAUCCCAGCAGUCUGCCAGGGCCAUUUGGUGUAACACUUGUGAAGAUUCAAGAAAAUAUCAAAUGUUUGAAAGAAAGAAAUCUCCAUGUGAUAGCUGUUGCCCAUAUGGAGGAGAGGCAAAGACAUCAGUUUGAAGAGAGGAUAGGAGAGGUUGAGAAGAGCAUGAUCACUAUUCUUCCCAUGUUGGAUAACGACAUGAAUUCAUCGCAACACCAGGAGCUAACAAAAGAUUUGACCAACCAGCGGGUUGAGCUAAAGAGUAUCCUGGUAAGUCUGCAGGAGAAAUACACUGAUAUUCCACCUGAUUUUGGAAAGCGAAUACAAAAACUUGAAGAGUCUGUGGAGGAAGCUGAGAAGAAGCUGAUUAAACAGAGUGAGAUGAUUCGGAAAUUGGCUUGUCAAGUGACAGAGUUGAUUUCUGGCCUGGAGCAAGUUAAAAUAUCUUUGGGGCAAAAGAGCACUACUCUCCUUGAGGCCCAAUCUGCUCUCAAACAUGUGUGGGACAGGUUAGACUCUUGCCACAGUCGCUUGAUGCUCCUGGAGAAUGACGUGCAGGAUCUUGUAGAAGAAAAAUCCGACCAAGCUCACCUAUUCAUGGACCAACUGACACGUCCAAUGCAACUUUACCAAGAAGCUGUGCAGAUGGCCGAGCACCGCACUGCUUUCCUCAACAAGAUACCUGCCUUUCUUCAAGAGUUUGAAGACCUGCUUUCCAGUGCCAACUGUUGGUUUGAUGAAGCUCAGGCAUGGCUGAAUACUCCGUGCUCUUUCCCAACAUCAAAAGGCCUCCAUAGUCAUGCAAGGUCCCUGCAGCUGGUCCUCGAUGACUCAACAAGAAUUAGGAGCAUGCUGAAGGAUUUUAGGCCUGUGUUGGCUGAGAUUUCCACUGUAUGUGAUCUCAGUGCACAGGAGAUGAAGAUGGAGAUUACAGACCAACAGGUGGAAAAGAUGCAAAAGUGCAUUUGCGAGCUAAUGGAGCAACUUAAACAGGCUGUUGAGGUAGUGGACACCAUGGAAAAUGAGUUGCAGGCCUUUGAGGAGAAUAUCCCCAAAAUCAGAACUAUUUUAUCUUCUAUGAAUAACUCCAGCAUCACAACAUUAGAGCACCUUCAAAACCAAAAGGUGAUCUUGGACAAUGUCCACUCCAUGCAGAAUACAUUAGCAGACAUGGAGCACUACAAAGAAGAUUUAUCCCUCCCACAGGAAACAAAGGAGAGUCUUCUGGUGUUCUCCCGAAUAAAAGUUCUCCUACAGGUGCUGAACGAUUUGGAACAUCUCACCCGGCAACAAACCAUUCUUUUGGAGGAGGCUUUUGAAGAGUCUAAUUCGGAAGAUGGUCUAGAUGAAGAUGAGAGCUGUCACUCGUCCUCCUCUGACACACUAACAUGCAGUAUUCCUGAGGACCCAGAGGAUACGCUCGAUGCUUCAGAGGUGCAAAGUAAAAUGACUGAUAUGGAGGGACAGUCUGACGACAAGGAGUGGACCCGCUGGGAGGAUAAUAGCAGUCGAUUUGGUAGACUGCUAGACAACCUUGAAGUCUGUGUCAGUAGAUCUGAAGCAGAGGGGGAGGAUGAAGAAGAGUCCCACAUACAGCAACGUCUACAUACUUGUCAGCAAACUUUGGUCGAAAUGGAAGUGAGCAGAGCUGCCCUGGGACUGCUUGUAGAUCAAACAUGUGGUUUGCAGACAGAUCCUACGUUUGCAACUUCAGUCAAACAGGCAGGUGGUGCUCUAGAGUUGCGAUGGCGACGCCUUCGCAGCCGCGUGGAAGAGAAGGUUCAGCACUGGAGUGACAUCUGGGAAAGAUGGGUCAGAUUCCAGACAGACUUUGCCUCUGUCAGUAAAUGGCUCCUUGACGCCAACAAACACCUGACAAUUUGGUCAGAACUGAGCACUGAUGCCUCACAUGUGAACCAGGAGAAUGUUUGCAAGGGUUUCAUCAAGGUUUUGAAGCUGCUGCUGAUGUGGCCACCGAUGCAACUGCUGGCUUACUUAGAAGACUGGCUCACAAAACAGGAGGUCCAACUGGAGAAGGAGAGAGAAAAAGUUCACAAGGCCACAGAUGCUGCACAUAUCAUUAAAACCCUGCAGUGUUAUCAGGCAUUAAAGAUGUCUUUGGUCAAUGGACAGCCUCUUCUGGAAUUCCUCUCACAAACCCCUCGUAAAGUGAUGGGAGUGGAUGUCCAGACUCUUCGAGCGGAACGUAUAAUGUAUGCAGAGCAACUUGGUGCCCUCAGGCAACGGUGGAUUCACCUGCAGGGGUCGCUGGAGAGCCAGAUUCAUGGUGAUCAAGAGCUCUAUUACACUUGUAGUGCGAGAGAAAAACAGUUGAAGCAUCUCCGUCACUCAGUUGAACAACAGAAAAAGCAAAUUAAUCAGUGGAAAUAUCCUUCUAGUCAAACACAGAUUCAAAAAGUUCUGCAGGAGUGGGAGGCCGUUGUUGGAAGAAUAAAAGAUGUGGCUGCAGCUCUGCAGGGGGUAAAAACCACACGAGUUUUUGUCGAAAAGGAGCAUCCGUGUGAUGUCGCUUUUUGUGAGCAGGCAGAGACUGUCAGUCUUGCUUGUGAGGAUCUCAUUCAGCAGAUGCAAACUUUGGACCCUGUGUUACAACAAGUUGUCAAAGAAUGGUCCUGUCUAGACAGGAAUCUGCGGGAAGUUUCUCAGUAUACUAGCAGAGUUCUCUGCACCAUGAAGCUUUACAGAGAAACUUUGUUCUCGCUGAAGUUGACAGAAGAUUAUCUGGAACUUCUGCAGCAACUCCAGGAGAUGUGUGAACAAGCGAAGAAACUUUGGACAGACAUCAGCAAAUCCUUUCAGAUUCUUUUGAAGACUCUAAAUGCUGAAGCAAGCCAGUCACUGAAUGAUCGGAUAGAACAAGAGAGAAAGCGGUGGGAGGACAUGAUGGAAAAAUUAAAGGAGGAACACCAGAAAACUGACGAGACUCUUAUCCUCUGGCAGAAGUAUAAUCACGCCUUUGAUAACAGUUCUCAUCAACUGGAACACCUUUGGUGUCAGUUCUCCUCCUUUUCACCCCAACAGGAACCACAGACUACUGUCCAGCUCAUGGAGAAACUGCAGAAUUUGGCUGAGGAUCUACAAAAUAGCGUGGAAAAUGUGCUGGCCUUGUCAAAGCCUCUCAUUGGAUGUCUCAAACCACUGGCCCAAAAUGUUGUCCAGUCAGAGAGCAUGGAGCUGUCACUUGAAAUCCUCCUGCUGAACCAGGCGAUGUCAGACACAAAGAAAAGUUUUCAGGAAAAUUUGGAAAACGACACACUAUUUCACACGCAGCUGGAAGCCCUUGAGCAGCAGAUACAAAAUAUAGUGCAUGGGGAGAAAUCUAACAUGAAUGACAAAGACAUUGUGAAGCAAGAGCUUUUGAAACUAAUUAAACUGCUUCCAUCAGUGGUUGAUGUCAGCGAGAUGAGUGGCUGUGUGAUCCUUAACAAGGAGGAGAAAGACACACUGCACAAGCUCAGCAAAAAAUGGACCCACAGUGUGAAUCACAUGUCCUUUUUGUACAGAACUCUGCAGCGCGAACUUCAGCAGUCCCAAGACUUUCAUCUGAAGUGUCAGAAACUAACAUUUAUUCUGGAGAUGCUAGAGUCAGAACUUCCAGAGAGCUUCAACAUCCAAGAAAAACUUGCUGUCCAGCAGUCCUUUGAGUGUUCUGGAGUGUGGACCAAAUGUAGCUUUUGCUUCUGCCAUAGAUCUGAGCUGCUGACACAAGUGGUCCAACUGCGAAAGAGAUGGUUCAGGGCUUUGUCGCUGGCUGGUCAGCACCAGUCUAAAACUGGAGAACAGAUCCACCAGUGGAGGAUCUAUAAACAAGGCAUGAAGGUUCUGGGGAAGACACUGAAAACUGCUGAAACCCUGCUGUCCUCUGCUCAACCUUCACUCACUCUCUCCCCCGUCACAUCACAACGGCUUGCAGGUUGCUACCAGAACUGGUCACAAUGUCAAGAUGGGAUGAGUACCAUAAUGUGUGAGUUGGACAAGCUGAGGACCCAGUUGAAGUGGCAGCUGCCUGAGAAAAUGGAGGAGUCUGAGCAGGAAGAGCGCCUUCAGAAGACGGACCUCUCUCUGCGCCUGGUAGCUGGUGGAUUGAAAGACCUGGCCUCCAUGAAGACUGACCUGUCUCCAUACGUUGCGGCAGCGGAUUCUGCUCUGCUGGAGCAGCAGCUGGAACAACUUCACAUCCAGUGGGAAGAACUGUGUACCAAGGUAUCUUUGCGCAGGCAGGAAAUUGCUGACCACCUCAACGCCUGGACUAUAUUUAAUGACAAAAACAAAGAGUUCUGCGAUUGGCUUACCCAGAUUGAAAACAAGGUGUGCCAGAGCACGGAUCUCAGUAUUGAAGAAAUGGUGGAGAAGUUGAAAAAGGAUUGCAUGGAGGAAAUCAAUUUGUUCAGUGAGAACAAAAGCCACUUGAAGCAGCUGGGAGAGCAGCUGCUGUUGGCCAGUGACGAGGCCAAGCAGACCCAAGUGUUUUGCUCCCUGCAAGAGAUUAACCAGAGAUGGCACAACCUCUUCGGCCACAUCGAGACCAGAGUGACAAAGCUGAAAGAGACCUUGCUAAGAGUGCAGCAGUUGGACAAAAACAUGAGUAACCUCCGAUCAUGGCUUUCGCGUGUUGAGGCUGAACUGUCCAGACCCAUCACUUACAGCGUGUGUCAUCACCAGGAGAUCCAGAAGAGGCUUGCUGAGCAGCAGGAGCUGCAACGCGACAUCGAGCAGCAUACGGACGGCGUAACCUCUGUCCUGAACCUUUGCGACCUUUUGUUGAGGGACGAAGAUGCCGCUGCUGCCACUGAGAUGGAAAAUGACUCCCUGCAGGAAACCAGUCGUAGCCUGGACCAGCGCUGGAGGACCAUCCGUGUCAUGGCUCUAGACAGGCGACUUAGGAUUGAGGAAACAUGGAAACUUUGGUGCAAGUUUCUAGAGGACUAUUCACAGUUUGAGGACUGGCUCAAGAUGGCUGAGAAAACUGCUUCCAACCCUAAUACUGGAGAUGUUCUUUACACAGUCGCCAAGGAGGAGUUGAAGAAGUUUGAGGGUUUUCAAAGGCAGGUGCAUGAGCGCCUGACCCAGUUAGAACUCGUCAACAACCAGUACCGGCGUCUUGCAAGGGAGAAUCGUACGGAUCGCUCCAGCCAGCUUAAAGCUAUGGUCCACGAGGGCAACCGUCGCUGGGAUAUUCUGCACCGACGAGUGGCCGCUAUCCUUCGCAGGCUUAAGCAUUUCACUAGUCAGAGGGAAGAAUUUGAAGGCACUCGGGAGAGCAUGUUGGUGUGGCUGACGGAACUGGACUUGCAGCUUACCAACGUCGAACACUUUUCUGAGAGCGAUGUCCAUCACAAGAUACAGCAGCUUAGUAGUUUCCAGAAAGAGAUCAUCGUCAACACAGAGCGAAUUGACGGGCUGAUCGUGUUUGGUGAAAGUCUCAUCCAGAGGAGUUCACCUGAGGACGCUGCACUGAUAGAGGAAGAGCUGGAGGAGCUUCACUGCUACUGUCAGGAGGUUUUCAGCCGACUGGUUCGGUUCCAUCAACGUCUCAGCCAGCCCCCGAUUAUCGCUAAAGAACCGGAGUUCUCCGGCACCACUUUUUCCUUGGAGUCAAGCUUGGAACUGAUUGGAAGGCCAUGGCUAGGCCGGAGCCAAGGAAGCCUUCCGGCCACACCCUCCCACCUGCUGGCGUUUCCCCUGGAGCAUUCCGGGCGGGAGACACCUGUGAGCGUGGACUCACUGCCCUUAGAGUGGGACCACACCGGGGAUGUUGGAGGAUCAUCAUCACAUGAGGAUGAUGAGGAUGACGGUCGACACGAUGAAGAGGGAAUUUACUUCAGUGCAUUGUCAGGCAGGUCGAUGGCUGCCUAUGACUCACCAACAUGGCAACCAGCUGGAGAAGAACAAACUGAUGCGGGAAGCGACACUAGGACUAAUCCCACCCUCACCAGCACACCUGUAAAGCAGAGCUAUUUGCAUCAAAUGUCUCAGUGCAGUGAUGGCGUUGAAGAGAUUAAAAGAGUGUCUUUUAUGCUCAAUGAUGAGGAGCAGCCUGAGAUUUCUUUUAGCAACUGCGAAGGCUCGGACUUACAGUCAGGUGUGAUUGAACGCUGGGAGCUGCUCCAGGCUCAGUCCAGGAAUGAGCAAGACGCUGACCCCCGGAACCCACAAACUGUCACAUCUGACAUUGAUGAUGUCAUUUCCUGGUUAGACAACAUUCAUCCGGUACUAGACCGCCUCCAGCAGUCGCAGUCAACUCACAGGAUUGUUGACAUGGCAACCAGAGCUAAAGAGAUGAAGGAGAUGCAGAAGAUGUUUACACGCUACAAGCCUAUAAUGCUGUCUGCCAACCUGCGUGCUCUUGAAGUCCCAGAAGAGCAGGAAAAACUCAUUGAUUUGAACCGAGCCUGGAGUCGAGCUUCUACGCAGCUUCACCAGUGGGAGACUGGUUUGAGAAGGACUCUGAUGCGCUGCGAGGAGUUUCAUGAGAGCCUCCAUUCUCUGUUGCUGUGGUUGGCGCACGCCGAGAACAGACGCUUAGCAGUGGACAUCAGGGACCCCGAGACACCUGUCCAAAUUCUCAAACAACACCAUAACUCCCUCACUGUGCUGCGAGAGGAGUUACUAGAGAGGCAGACCCAGCAGGCCUCGCUCCAAACUUUGUGGUCUCAACUGCAGCCGGAUGACUGGGAUGAAGGAAGUGACGAGGCCCAGGAGAAGAUCCAUGUGACGGGCACCAAACUCAAGUUACUUUUGAGUGAUGUGACACAGGAUUUGAGCACCCUGCAACAGUGUCUGGAUUUCAGAGGUCAAGAUAUCCCUACGGAUUCUUUUCAGAAGGUCACACAAACAGUGACAUCUCUCACUAAAAGAGAGAGCGGACACUCAGCUCCAUCUCGGCCCUUCUUCCAUCGGGUCCUGCGAGCUGCUUUCCCGUUUCAUCUCCUCUUCUUGUUCCUGCUGCUCCUCACGUGUUUGGUCCCUCAUUCGGACAGAGACUCAAACUGUACUGUUGUCAACAACUUUGCCCGAUCUUUUCAUCCCAUGUUACACUACACAAACGGACCCCCGCCCACCUGA